AUGCAUUUUAUCAUCAGUAACAAUAAACAGCAUGUCGAAAAAAAAAGAGCAUCUGCAAUUUAUCACAAAAAUGAAAUUAAAAAAAGGAAACAUAAAGAGGAAGAAGCAUAUAUUGCUGAAAAAAAAGAAAACCAAGGGUCUAUAUAUAUCAAUCUCGGAAAUGUAAAAAAUCAAGCAACUACUUUCAAUAGCAAACUAACAAAAAAAAAUAACCAUAAACGUAUGAAUUCGGUAAACAAAUCUAAAAUUGGAAGUAAAAAAAGAAAUAAAAAAAAUAUAUUACUUAAAAAUUCCAAAAAUUCAGUACCCCCAAAUAAUAAAGAAAUCAAAGGAAAUGAAAACGAUAAUAGUGAAAACAUAGAUUUGGUCAAUUUCAAUGAACAUAAUAAUGAAUUAUAUACGAUAAAACGCAACAGAAAUCGAAAAAAAUCAACCGAUUUAAUGGUUCAUAUAAAUAAUAUCCAUAGUAAUUCAUACGAGGAUAGUAGCAUUGAAGAUGAUAUCACAAUAACUGAUGUAAGCACGACCACAGAUUUUGGAUAUAAUAUGGAUAGACAAUUUUUAAACAUUUUUGAACACAUUAAUUGCACAAAGAAACCAUUUUUAUUCGAAAACUACGAAAUUAUUAAAAGUUUAGAUAUAUCUAAAAAUAUAGUAUCAUACGAAAUUUUUAAAAAGUAUAGUAACAAAAUUUUUAACGAUAUGCGUAAUAUUAGUGAUAUAACGAAUUGUCCUUAUCUUAGCUUUGAGAAAAAUAAUUUAAUACUUGAAAGAAAUCAAAAUGGACAAAAAAAGCUAUUUACAUAUUGUGAUGUAAACUCAUAUUUAAAAAAAAAAAUAAAAAACCGAAUAAAAAAAAACUGGUCUCGAAAGGUUCUAAUAUACUUUCCUUUUUAUAGAAAACGCAUAUUUGUAGAAGCUAUUUUGGAACAUUUUGAAAUUGGAAAAAAAGGAAAUCAAAAAAAUAAGGGGAAUGAAAGUGAAGAAAGUGAAAAUAAUGAGGAAGAAAACUGUAAAAAAGACGAAGACUUAAAAACACAAUGCUACAAUAUCAUCAAGCGAAUAAAAAAACAUAAGUGUUUCAGAAACACCACUCAGUGUAAAAAUAAAAAAAUUAGUGAAUCAUUAUUAACCAGUAACUAUUUUUGUGAAAAAUUAUUGGGUAAUAGAAAUUUCACAAAAAUAGAAUUGGACUACUAUGAAUUUGAAUUUCUUUCCAUUUUCUUUUUAACAUACUUUAGAUAUACUUUAUAUUUAGCAGGCUUUAUGAAUCCAUUUUUUCUCUACCAUUCCAAUGAAAUAUAUUUUCAUAUUUUUGUUCUCAACAGGUAUCAUUAUUUUAUUGAUAAAUUUUAUGAACAAUAUACCAAUAUGCCUUUUACUGAACAAGAAAAGACACAAAUUGUAAUUGCCUAUAAAAAAUCAAUUAUUUUAAUAUUAGAUUACCUAGAUGCAUUGUAUCCCCUUUUUAUACUAUUGUAUAAAGUCAUUAAACGAAUUAAACGAAAGGUUUCUAUGAUUUUGAAUAUAAAACAUGCAGAAUCUAUUGUUAGUAACAAAAUAGAAAUGGUUACCACUAAAAACAUAAGUCUAAAAAUAACUCCACUUUCGCAUCAAAACAAGCAAAAUAACGUAAACUCAAAUAUGGAUAACAAUUUUAUUGGUAUUUUUAACGAAAUAAAAAAGAUAAACAAAAAAAAAAGAAAAUUAUUCAAAAAUUAUUAUGACAAAUUUAUUUUGAUGAUAAUGAAUAGUUUGGACAGGUACUGGAUUGUUGAUUUUGGAGACAAUCAAGAAAUAAAAAAUACCAACACCAAAUGUAAUAGUAAUAGCUGUGAAAUAAACACAAAUGAUAUUAACAUGCAUAUAAAUAAAUGUAUUGAGCAAACUAUUUUGAACAUGAAAAAUAAUAUGUUCAUUAAAUAUAUAAUAUAUUCAAUAGUUUUAAAAUUAAUUAGUAUAAUGUCAAAAUUAGAAAAUUCAAAAUUUACAGAAGAAAUAAAAAUAUGUAAAAUUAAUAUUCUUCCAAUUUCUACAUUAUUAACCUUCAAAUCUUUUAAAAAUAUGAAAAAAAAAGAUAAAUGGAUUUUACUUUUAAAACAUAACUAUUUUUAUAUUGAAAAAAGCUUAUACUUCUUUAAAGAAUUACAUGAAAAAAAAAUCAUAUAUUAUCAAAUACAAAACAUGUUUAGAUAUAUUUUAACAUUUAAAAUCAACAUUGUCUAUAACACAUUUAUCCAGUAUUUUUACUGGAGUGACAUUCUCAAUAAAAAUACGAUAUACACCAUUUAUAAGUAUGCAUACUAUGUAGAAAAUUCUACAGUAAAAACAAGAAUCUCUGAUACACAUGCUCAUUUACAGAAUAAUCGAUUUCCUAAAUACUUUAUAAUUAUUCCUUUUUCAUAUAAAGGACUCAUAUAUAAACUAAAAUUUGAUAUAAAUUCCCAUGGAUUUGUUUACUCAUUAUACAACUGUUUAAAGUUUAUAUUUUUAGAAAAAUCCAACCUCGAAUUAAUCGAGAAAAAUUCUAAAAUUGAGAAUGAACUAAUGCCAUUAUUUAAUAAUGUUAUUAAUUCAUUAAGUUUUGAAAAAUAUAAAAAUAUACAAAACCCUAUAAAAAAUCUUAUAAUAAAUUGCUUUUUUCAUUUUGAAAAUAAUAUUUUAAAAAAUAUAUUAUACAAUACUAUAACUAAAAUAAACCGUAUGCGCUAUAGAGGCCAUUUACGCACACUUACAUCGUUUGCAUUAACAUAUCAAACAAAAUUAAACCAAGAAUUCUAUGAGCUAUUAGCGAAUGAAAAGGAUCAUCGGAUAGAAAAAAUUGAUAAAGCUUAUAUAUACAAAGAAAUUAAACAGCGAAUUGAAUUUGCGAACAAAAUGAAUACAACUACAAGGCCACAUGCUUAUGCAGUAUAG
This is a messenger RNA of Plasmodium vinckei vinckei, 2916 nucleotides long. RefSeq names its product conserved Plasmodium protein, unknown function. NCBI's taxonomy places the organism in Eukaryota, Apicomplexa, Aconoidasida, Haemosporida, Plasmodiidae. The record is from RefSeq and is a predicted model, not a curated record. The transcript has a single exon. Bases 1 to 2916 code for a protein of 971 amino acids.